Messenger RNA from Volvox carteri f. nagariensis, 528 nucleotides. RefSeq lists its product as uncharacterized. The transcript has 2 exons. The record is from RefSeq and is a predicted model, not a curated record. Bases 1 to 528 code for a protein of 175 amino acids. Lineage: Eukaryota; Viridiplantae; Chlorophyta; Chlorophyceae; Chlamydomonadales; Volvocaceae.
AUGACUACCGCUAUGUUGUUGCGAAGUGACGCUAGCGGAUUAGUUCUUUGGAUUUUAAGACUUGUUGCGACAAGUGGUGUCAACAAGGGCACCUGGUUAACUUCGCUGGCGCUUGUCGCCACGUCACGGAGGCCGGCGGGCAAGGAGUGGGUAAUGCAGCAAUACUUCAACAAUAAUCGGCAUCAAGCUGUCAGUCCGACGGCGGAGGUCAAGGUGGACACGGAUCGCCUAUACGACUGCGGUGAGGAUCGCUUCCGCCGUGCUGUCCGGGACGUGAAGGACCGGAUGGGGACCAACCCGCUGCAGGAGGUGCAGACUUUUGGUGGCCGUGGAAACGGCCGCAGCCGGGGUGGAUACGGGGCCCAGCGCUUUCACCCUUACCAAGGUGGCGGGGCAAACACAAAUUUUAGCGGCCAGCAGCCGUUCGGUGGCCAGCAGCACUUUGGUGGCCAGCAGCAGUACCACCAGCCCUUGCCCAUGGGGCCCAUGAUGCCGGCCAGCCGUGGCCGCGGCCGGGGACCGAUGUGA